Messenger RNA from Colletotrichum spaethianum, 852 nucleotides. RefSeq lists its product as uncharacterized. The record is from RefSeq and is a predicted model, not a curated record. Lineage: Eukaryota; Fungi; Ascomycota; Sordariomycetes; Glomerellales; Glomerellaceae. The coding region runs from base 1 to 852 and encodes 283 amino acids. Gene Ontology annotation, molecular function: acyltransferase activity, transferring groups other than amino-acyl groups. The transcript has a single exon.
AUGUCAUCCAACACGAACACCCCCGUGCUUCAGCCCACGGGUGCCGCUCACAACAACCAUCGACCCGCGGCACCAUCUCCGUUGGCGACGUCUCACACCCUCGACCCCCUCGACGACAUUCCUCCCCUGUCGCUCGAGAUUCUCUCCACCCGCGAAGACAAAGCCGAAGCGCUGCACCUCGUCGCCGACUCCAUCGCUCAGCAGCGCCAGCAGGCAGCGUACGCACUCGUCUUUCACCCCGUCCCCCUGGCAGGUCUCACGGUGGCCCUCGGCAUCGCCUACCAGUACUCUUACGGCCGUCGGGGGGACAUUGGCAUGGCCCUCACCCUCCUCAGCGGCAUCAUCAUGUCCUACCUCCUGGCCAUCCGCUGGGCGACGAGUGGUUACCUGCCCCUCGCCGAGCAGAUGUCAUGGUCCUUCAUCCGACCCCAUCCGGACGCCUCCCCCGACGAGGAGGACCUGGUGCUCGCCACCCGCUUCGGCUCCGAGAUCGUCGGCGCCCUCGUCCUGCACCUCGAGCCCGCGAGCCCAAUGGCCGCCACGACCUUCAGCAACAAGCGCAGGAACAAGGCCGGCAGCUUCCGCGGCGGCAAGGGCAUCAUCCGCGCCUGGACGACCAAGCUCCGCUACCGCGGCAAGGGCGUCGGCACCGACAUGCUCGACGAGGCCAUCCGCGUCACUCGCGAGCGCUGCGGCAAGGACGCCGAGGUCGGCUUCGCCCUGGAGCACGCCAACAGCAAGAUGGUGCUGCCCGAGUUCUUCAACGGCACAUUCAGGAAGCAAGAGCGCUGGGCCGCCAAGAAGCUCGACGCCGUCUUGGCCGAGCGCGAGAUGACCAAGAAAAAGAGGUAA